AUGCUUAACGAGGACGGUUCAAAAACUCUACUCGAUCUUUACAUACAGGUGGUCAUAAUCAAUGUGGGAAAGCUGCAGAACGCACCAGAUAUACUAGAAGUUAUGAGAUUAAUCUUCGAAUAUGCGAUACCAGAGGAUCAGGAUCAAGACACUGCAAUAUCUGAAACAUUUGAUGUAGAUGAGCUCUGCUCAUCCGUCUCGAAAAAUUAUGAAGUAUUCACGAAAAGAGUGAAAGAAACUGCCAAUGAAGAAACAACGAGCGUGAUGAUAUCCAAACUCAAGAUGAUUGCCUCGCUGGUGGAUACCAAAGUUCAAGUCAGUAAGAUUCUCGGCAAGUCGAUGGUGGAAAACCUGUACCAAGAUUGGAUUUGUGAUAUGAAUCUCGACUCUCUGCAAUGGAAUAGAGUCAAGUACUAUGUGCUAGACGCGUUAUGCAGUUUGUGCAAAGAGGUUGAGAUCGCUCGCCAUUUGUUGAAUCCAGCUGAACUGGCAGAAAUCAAAUUGUCAAACAUUAUCAGCUUUCUCGUUGUUGGGACACAUUCAGCAUUUAUCAAGGCGGGAUUAGUUUGGCAGCAAUCGACAGUGAAGAUAUCUUCAAAGGAAUCAGCAAGACAUCCCCAGUUCUGCGAAAAGUACAAUAUUGACAGAGAAUAUGAGGAUUCGUUCGAUUGCCGUUCUGAAGGCAGCGACUUUGACGAAGCUCGCAGCCCGGCCAAAAAGGGGGUUAUGAGCCUGGAAGGAAAGCUCCAUGAUUUGUGCAAAUUCACUUUCACGAAAAAGAGAAAGUCUUUGGAAUUGCAAAUACAAGCUGAGAAGCUGAAUCUGCAAACGGAAAUUGAUCAUUACCAACUUCUCCAAAGUGAAAAGCUGAAACAAGUCAUGCAAGAUUACAAUAACCAGAAUGAAAACAUUCAAACGAGAAGGAAACGACUCAAAACUCUGAUGCGGGAGCAAUGUGAAUCGUUUCGAAAUUUCAUGGUAAAGAUGGAUGGAGUUCACAAAGAAUCCGCAGACAGAGAGUCUUUCCACAACAAGAAAGACUGUCGGAAGAAUCAUGGAAGGAUAGAGGAAUAA
Guillardia theta CCMP2712 is the source of this 1074-nucleotide messenger RNA. RefSeq lists its product as hypothetical. Lineage: Eukaryota; Cryptophyceae; Pyrenomonadales; Geminigeraceae. The record is from RefSeq and is a predicted model, not a curated record. The coding region runs from base 1 to 1074 and encodes 357 amino acids. The transcript has 11 exons.